Psammomys obesus (fat sand rat) is the source of this 1432-nucleotide messenger RNA. It is a transcript of the gene Eif3m, whose product is annotated as eukaryotic translation initiation factor 3 subunit M. The record is from RefSeq and is a predicted model, not a curated record. Gene Ontology annotation, molecular function: translation initiation factor activity. The coding region runs from base 428 to 1363 and encodes 311 amino acids. Gene Ontology annotation, cellular component: eukaryotic translation initiation factor 3 complex; cytoplasm. The transcript is spliced from 12 exons. NCBI's taxonomy places the organism in Eukaryota, Metazoa, Chordata, Mammalia, Rodentia, Muridae. Gene Ontology annotation, biological process: cytoplasmic translational initiation.
GUCGGCGUGGUUCUCGAGCGGAGCGUCUUCCGCCACCGGGCCUUCGCCAUGAGCGUCCCGGCCUUCAUCGACAUCAGCGAGGAAGACCAGGUCAGCUUGACGUCUCUCUAGUUUCCAUCCCUCCCAGUGGGUUAAAUGAGAAAGCGAUUGCUGCAGUUAGGAAGUCCAGCUGAUGGAGGUGACACGAAACUGAAUAGGAUCCCUGUGAAGUGUGUCUACACGGGCUCUGUGGGAACCCGCGCUGUUGAAGGCACAGCACUUAGCUUUAGAAGCAGGGCAGGCAGCUGAACUUCGUGCUUAUCUGAAAUCAAAAGGCGCCGAGAUUUCAGAAGAGAACUCGGAAGGUGGACUUCAUGUAGAUUUAGCUCAGAUUAUUGAAGCCUGUGAUGUGUGUCUGAAGGAAGAUGAUAAAGAUGUUGAAAGUGUGAUGAACAGCGUGGUAUCGCUCCUGUUGAUCCUGGAACCAGACAAGCAAGAAGCAUUGAUUGAAAGUCUGUGUGAAAAGUUGGUCAAGUUUCGGGAAGGCGAACGUCCAUCUCUGAGACUGCAGUUGCUCAGCAAUCUUUUCCAUGGGAUGGACAAGAACACCCCUGUAAGGUACACAGUGUACUGCAGCCUCAUCAAGGUGGCGUCGUCGUGUGGGGCCAUCCAGUACAUCCCAACCGAGCUGGAUCAAGUGAGAAAGUGGAUUUCUGACUGGAAGCUCACCACUGAAAAGAAACACACCCUCUUAAGACUACUCUAUGAGGCACUCGUGGAUUGUAAGAAAAGUGAUGCUGCAUCAAAGGUCAUGGUGGAGUUGCUCGGGAGUUACACAGAAGACAAUGCUUCACAGGCUCGAGUUGAUGCCCACAGGUGUAUUGUGCGGGCACUGAAGGAUCCAAAUGCCUUUCUUUUUGACCAUCUUCUUACUCUAAAGCCAGUCAAGUUCUUGGAAGGCGAGCUUAUCCAUGAUUUAUUAACCAUUUUUGUGAGUGCUAAAUUGGCAUCAUAUGUCAAGUUCUAUCAGAACAAUAAAGACUUCAUAGAUUCACUUGGUCUAUUACAUGAGCAAAAUAUGGCAAAAAUGAGACUCCUCACUUUUAUGGGAAUGGCAGUGGAGAACAAAGAGAUUUCUUUCGAUACAAUGCAGCAAGAGCUACAGAUUGGAGCUGAUGAUGUCGAAGCAUUUGUUAUUGAUGCUGUAAGAACUAAAAUGGUCUACUGCAAAAUUGAUCAGACCCAAAGAAAAGUAGUUGUCAGUCACAGCACACAUCGGACAUUUGGAAAACAGCAGUGGCAACAGCUGUAUGACACUCUUAAUGCCUGGAAACAAAAUUUGAACAAAGUGAAAAAUAGCCUUUUGAGUCUUUCAGAUACCUGAAUCUUUAUGCAAAUAAUUUUGUUCUUUAAAAAAAAGUUCUAAGUCGUAGUAAAAUGUUAUCAACUAAAA